Drosophila innubila is the source of this 4828-nucleotide messenger RNA. RefSeq names its product ubiquitin carboxyl-terminal hydrolase 1 (gene Usp1). The transcript is spliced from 6 exons. Lineage: Eukaryota; Metazoa; Arthropoda; Insecta; Diptera; Drosophilidae. Gene Ontology annotation, biological process: protein deubiquitination. Gene Ontology annotation, cellular component: cytosol; nucleus. The record is from RefSeq and is a predicted model, not a curated record. Bases 79 to 3330 code for a protein of 1083 amino acids. Gene Ontology annotation, molecular function: cysteine-type deubiquitinase activity; cysteine-type endopeptidase activity.
GCAAAUAAUUUUUCAAAUGCGCUACACCGAACAAAGCAACUGCCCGCAAAUGUUGUUCCCAAAAUAUGAUAAUGAAAGAUGCACGAAUAUGACAUAUAUGAGCUGAAAGAGGAUCAAGCCCGUCUUCCGAAUGGCAGAAAUCUAAACUGUAGCAAACAAUUAAAGAUUUUGCUGAAGAAACAAACCGAAGAAAUCCUAGCUUCCAUAAGCCCAAACAAAUCUGGUCAGAACGAAGUGUUAAGUUUAAAGUCAGCCCUAACACACUCGGCCAUUUAUCCAGAAGUCCAGCAGCUUGAAGAUCAGGUCGUUCAACCGCUUAAAACAGCACACAGUGAAUCUGAGACGAUUUCCAAGCGAAAAAGGCGUGUUUACGUGGCUGAGCCUUCACGUUGUGCCAGUCUUAGAUCUCGUCAGCCCGUCACAGUUGUUGUUGCUGCUGCGCCGGAGAAGUCGUUAACUCCGCCGCCGGCACAGGCAUCACCCACGCCCACAGAGGCAACAGAGGAUAAAUACAUAAAGCCAGAUCAAUUUAAGCCCGAGUUCUGGAAUCGUAUCGAGGAGGAGCCAGAGGUUAAGUCAACAGGCAAAAAGAGACGCGGCGGCGGCGGCGUCGCUUGUAGAAAUCGCAAGCGUCGCAACAGGCUCGAGAUCGAUACAAAUUUCUCGCCGGAAACGGCAGCAGCCAUUGCGGCGGCCCAGAUAGAACUCGACUCGGCAAAACCGGCAUCACGCGCCUUCCGCAAACGCAAACGCAGCAGCACCAUGUCACUCUACGAUAGACGCUACCAAACGACCAGCGAUGAGCAGCGUCGUGUGGCCAAUGGUUAUGUGGUUGGUGGCAAUGGCCUGCGAGUUGGCAAUGCAUCUGGCGGCAGCGAUGUCGAAGUUGCUGAGCUGCAGGGUCAUCAGUAUUAUGUGCCCACAGGUGGCAGCAGUUCGAGCAGCACUAGCGCUGGCGCUGCCACAGGAGUCAAUGGCAGCGGCGGAGCUGCAUUGAAUCAUGUUCCAGUGAUGGGCACACUGUGCAAUAUUGGCAAUACAUGCUAUUUGAACUCUGUUGUGUAUACGCUACGAUUUGCUCCGCAUUUCUUGCAUAAUCUACAUCAUCUCAUCCACGACUUGAAUGUGGUGCAACAGACAAUAUUACGGCAGCAUAACGCCAAGUCCGCCUCACUGGGCCGCAAUGUAAGCGGCGGCGUUCAAUUGGAGCAUGCAAGGAGCUGGAGCAGCAAGGAUCUGGCCACCACAGAGUCAUACAACAAUAGCAGCACUACCAAUGGCAGUGGCAGUGGUUCCAGCAAGUCAAGUCUCCAGUCAGUUAGCGAAAAGCUGCACGAACUUUAUCACAGCCUGCAUGGCAACGAAAUGGCCGACUCGAGUGAGCCCUAUCAUGCGGAUACAUUGCUGCAUGCCAUACAGGAUGUGAAUGCCACAUUCGAGGGCAAUCAGCAGCAGGAUGCGCACGAGUUUCUCAUGUGCGUGCUCAAUUGUAUACGUGAAACGAAUCAGUCGCUCAUCAAAGCUAUUGGCGAAUGUCCCGAAGUUAUUGCGAAUGGCUACAUUGCCAAUCCUGACGAGACAGACACAGUCGAUGCUCUGGAACGUUCUGAUGUGGGCAACCAUGCUUUGUUAAGCGCCUUUGGUAACGGAUCGAUAACAACUAGUCAAACGCAAAGUACCACAACAACAACAAAAACAUCGUUUUUCUCACGCAAAUCAAAGAGAAAAGAUGAAGUGAAAUCAUCAAAGGCGAACCGUGUGCAGUCGCCGCUAAAGGACAACAGUCCGACAACCAGCUCCGGUUCCAUGCCACCGCCGCAUGCUGCCUCCAAUAGUCUUUUCUAUUUGAAUACAGUCGAUCUCAGCGGUGCUAGCGCUGUCGCCGCCACCCCAGCUCCAGGUCCAGCUCCAGCUUCAGCUUCAGCUCCAGUGUCAUCGAACGCACCCGCAUCAGCAAAAUAUUCCAGUGAUGAUGAAAUGAAUACGGCUAGUCUGCUGAAGGAUAAGAUGCGAUUAGAGGAGCGCAUACGUGAGCUUAAUCUCAACUUCUUUAGCAGCGAUUUCGAAGGCAUUGUGGUGCUGACAACCAAGUGCCUGAGCUGUGAGACAAUUACGCGACAGAAGCAGGGCAUGCUCGACAUUUCGGUGCCUGUGCCGAUUUCAGGCUAUGAUAAUGCCGAGCUUCAGGAAAAGCCCAGCUCCUAUAUACAGAACUCGUGCAUUACGCGUGAAUAUUUUCGCGGCGAUAACAAAUACAGUUGCAACCAGUGUACUGGUUACACAGAGGCCAUACGCUCCAUUUCGUACGAAGUGCUGCCACGCCUAUUGGUCAUCCAGCUGAAUCGCUUCUCGGGCGGCAUGGAGAAGGUCAGCACGUAUGUGCCCACAACAUUUACGCUACCAUGUUUCUGUGCCAAGUGCUGCGAGCUGAGCGAUGCCAAUAAGUUGCAUGUGUAUAAACUAUAUAGUGUGAUAACGCACGUGGGCGCCACGCUGACCGUGGGUCAUUAUAUAGCGUACACAUGCUUUCUCGAUUUGGCUAGCGAUUAUAUGAACUGCCCCAAGGAUCGUCGCAACACGACAACGAGCACCCAGCAACAGCAACAUCAGUCGACAUCGGGUAGCAAUGAGAAUGCCGCACCGAGCAACAAUGGCAGCAGCAGCAUUGCAAGCACUCCCGUUUCAGCAGCUGCCUCAGCUUUGGCCUCAUCGGGUACCAGUCUUAUCAAGAAGAUGAAAUUUGGACGCAGCAAGGCCUCAAGCAGCGGCGACAUGAGCAAAAAUGUUAAGCAACUGAAUGGAUACACCAGCAAGACCAUCACAAAUGGCAUUGGGAAGCUUAGUAUGAACACCACGUGCCAUGGCGUCAAUUGUUGUGCCAUGCGUUUGUGCUGCAGUCAACAGACUGGCGGCGUGGGCAGCAACAGCGCCAGCAGCAGUGAGUUUAGCGAGGAAUCGCUGCAGAACGGAAGUAACAGCAAUCUCAGCUACGGCAGCUGUGUGGCCUAUCCCACUGGCUAUGGUAGUACGGGGCGUGGUGGCGUAAAGGCCAAUUAUGCACACAAUCAGGGAAGCACAGAGCCCAUUUGGUAUAUGUGUGAUGAUGACAAGAUCAAGGCCAUGACACAGCGAGAGUUUGAGGACCUGUUGUCACCCACGCGCAAGAUAACGAUAACACCAUAUUUGCUGUUCUAUGCACGUUUCGAUCUGCAGCCUGCGGCGGCGCAACAGACGCCAUCAAAACCGUGCGCAUCAUCGACGCCGCCACCACCAGCACCACAGAGCUCCUGGUCGAAUGAUAAUCUGCAAAGUGGAUUGCACAAGAUUUGAAAGGUUAUCGCAACAUUGCGCACGGCUAUGAAAUGUAAAACAGAAAAGCCCAAAAACAUCUAAACAUUUAUAUACGUACUGCAUAUCCUAUAAAUACGAUAAUUCGAUUAAAUAGGAAUGCUACUUAAAAGUACAGAAAUACGUAUCUAGUUAAGGUCACACGAGUGUGCGAAUAAAAUGAAGCAGAAGUCUGUUUGUUAAACAAUGUACUCGUUUAAGCUCUACCGUUUAUAUCGUUUAUCUACAUGCAUAAAAAAACUACAUUUAAUAACUAUACGAACUUGUUUAAAACUAAUUAACUAAUUUGACUGAAACCAGCCCUCAAUAUGUAAAUCCAACCAGCUUGCCAGCUUGGAAGUUAAAAAUCUUUGUAGGUUAGCGGUCCAGUUCAAAUUCUAAUAAUGAUAAUGAUCCCGACCAGGUCGAGAAAGUUUUUGUUUUUGAUUUCUCCAUACCCAACAAAACACACACACACACACAUUUUCAUACACAUAGAUAUAUUAAAUAUAUCAUUUCUAUAUUUCGCAAUAUCAUUUUGUAAAUGCACCAUAAAAAUUGCAUUUUAUCUCUGGCAUAUAUAUUUGUUAUAAGGUUGCUGCCAAUGAUUAAAAUAAAUGAAACGAACAGAUUAACAGAUAUUUAUGAACACGAAUUUAACACGUUAAGAACGCUAUUAAACAAUUGUUUGCGCUAUCGCCUCAAAAAUCUUUAACAAAAUAUCAACUUACACACACACGAUUUCGAUAUACAAUAAAUGUAAACUACCAUUAUGAAAAGGAGGAGCUCAAAUCAGCUAUAAUUAAGCUGAAACAUCACAUAGUAUUCAAUUAUAAGCAUACUUCCACAAAACAAUAUUUAAAAGUAAAGAAUAAAAGGUAAAUAAAACAAUUGACAAUUAACAAAGCUCAGUAUGAAAACAUCUCUUUUCAAGAAAAUUUAAAUAUUUUGUUCAUAAACAUAAAAACAAACAUUCAUGCAUACAUAUAUACACAUUCGUACGUACAUAUUUAAAUAGAUAUCAAUGCAUCUGGACAUACUGAACAGUACUAUGUAGAUAUAUAGGAUCAUGCAUAUGUAUAUCAAGUGUUAAAUAGUUGUUACGAGUAAAAAGAAGCCUUUCUAAUUAGAGUCAACUCUUUGAAGGCGUUUGAGUAUAACAAUAACAACAACAAAAUCAACAACAAUAUCAUCCAGAAUACAUAUACACAGACUUAAUGAAAACCAAUCAGUGAAUUGUUAUACAUAUUUAAUGAAAUAGUUUAUAUUGAUGUUUUCAAAUAAAAUAAUGAAACUUCGUGCAUGUAAACCACUCACAAACGCAAAUUCACACACACACACAUACGAUAAUUGUAAUAAAUAUUAAAAAUUAAAGAUAAUAAUUGUACACUACUUUAUGCAAUCUGUUUAAAAAUUUAGUUAACAAUUAAGAUUUUUGUUUCAGGAGCGCUGCUUUAGUGAUAUUAACAUUUACAAAUAUAUAAACACAUACAUACCCACA